This is a messenger RNA of Thunnus maccoyii (southern bluefin tuna), 2691 nucleotides long. RefSeq names its product N-acetyltransferase family 8 member 3. The record is from RefSeq and is a predicted model, not a curated record. Bases 1738 to 2499 code for a protein of 253 amino acids. Gene Ontology annotation, molecular function: N-acetyltransferase activity. NCBI's taxonomy places the organism in Eukaryota, Metazoa, Chordata, Actinopteri, Scombriformes, Scombridae. The transcript has 3 exons.
ACUUCAACAGAGAUCUAAAGGUUCUUUAUUAUUGCAAACGUUUUCUGUAUCACUGUUAUGUGGUGCAGUGUUUCUUUAUGUGUUAGCCAGAGAGAUCGCAGCUCUGACUCAAUAUACAUGUUUUACUAUGACAAUAGCGCUUUCAGACAUUUCCACAUCAUAAAUACGGAGGCAUUUCCAAAGAUAUAUUCUAUACAAGAGCAAAUGCAUUACUAUAAUAGAGAUAGCUGGUACUAAAUGGAAAUCUCAAGGGAGUGUUUUAGUUUUGUACGCAUGCACUUUUGAGACACAAAAAGCCACAAGGUAAGCCAGAUUCAAUUCAAGGUUUCUGGAGAGUCAGUGGGUUGGAAAUAAAGUUGUCGGAGGUGCGUUCAAAAUGAUGGCAAGCAGCUGGAUAUGAGGAUAAAACCUCAAUAAUGUAAUUGUUUAAUCCCUUAAUGUCGUAGCUCUAUGACAAGCAUACUGAGCAGGCUCUUUCCCUUACAGUCUUUACACAAGUACAUGUCCAUAAAUUAGAAUGCAGUUCACUGGGUUCUCGUGGGCCCAGUAGAAGUGGUGCAUGCAGUUUGCCUGCAGUGGUUAGUUUCCAGGGCAACUUUAACCUGUUUUCCCUGUAACUGUUUUUGUUUCAAGACAAUAUGCAAUAAACCCCGAAGGACUCCUGGCUAAUUUUUAUUGAGUAAAAUUAAUAUUGUGUCAUGACCUGGCUCAAGUGGCCACAACAACAAAAAAAAAAAAGACACACCAUGUUGAACUUUAACAAAAGAGAACAUUAUUUAACCAAUUAACCAAAUUAAAGCCAAAUUAAAGGUUUUAACAGAUUGAUUAAAGAAUUGAGUGUGAUGUCAGUAGUUAGUGGUGCGUGAUGUGCAUGAGUGGAGGAUGUGAGUGUGAGUCUUGUAGAGUAGAGAACAGCAUACUAAAUGAGGAGAGCUGCAGUAGUAAUCGCAGCGGCAGCAGAGCGGUGGAGAGUCAGCGAGAGAGUGAGCUGUGCUGCAGCCAGGACAUUAAGGGGCCAUAUUAUGAAAAACUCACUUUUUCAGGGCUUGUGCAUAUAUAUUUGGGUCUCUGAUGUGCUCACUAAUACACAUAUUAGUUAACAAGCUGUUAAAGUAUUUCAAUAUGAAAUAAGACAACCCGGUCUGUUUGGUGUGGGCUGGCUUGCUCUUGUGAUUCAACAAGCCAUUCAGGUUUGAUGCCCCUUCUUACAUCACUUGGGGCUUCAUUGAAAUUGUACCACCUCCCAUCCAUGCCUCUAUCUGAGUCUCCACCCACUAAAUUUCCUGAGGUCCGCCAUGUUUUUCACACAAGCGCCAGCUGGGACCCAGCUAAAUUAAACUAGGGUAAACUAAGGGUGAAAAAUUUGUGCAUAUGGCGGGGCUGGACCGGAGGACAGAGCUGCUGCUUAACACUGCUUGCUUUGGAGGAGAGAGCCGGGGAGCAGAGAGUCCUACAUUGCUGCUGUCUCAUCUUCUAGAGGAAUAAUUACCCGAUUCUGCUCUGAUCCAGACCACUUUACUGGCAGGAGGAGUUUAUUUUUUUAAACUUUUGGGAUUAAGUGGAUUUAUCUUCAAAUUCACUUCUCAACCUAGCCGUAGCUCAGUUAACACCGGAAUCACACAACCUCCACUGCUGCUGUCAUCAAUAAUAAACAUCUUAAAUGCUGCUUAAGUUCAGGCGGAGCUGCAGCAUUAAGUCCUUCAGAGUGAGCGAGAGAGACGAGGGGAAAGAGUCGGCAUGGCCCAGAAAAAUAACUUUCAAUUCUCCAUCAGGGAAUACAGACCCUCAGAUGAACAUGGGGUCAUGUCGCUCUUUCGUGACGGGAUUCUUGAAAAUGUAUACCCGGCCUUCUUCAAGGCCAUGAGCCAUCCAGACCAUGUUGGUGUUGCUCUGAGCAUUUCCAUGGCUGGCUAUGUGCUGGGAGGCAGCUCCUACUUCCAAGGUUUACUCUUUGGCAGUGCAUGGGCUGGCCUCAUUUACUACUGCUGCCAUGAGAUCUACGAAACCUACAUGAUGAGGAGGCUGAGCACAGACAUGGCCGACAUUCAAGCCAGCUACCUGGACAACCCAGAUAACGGUUUCUGGGUGGCGGAGGACGGCGCCAACGACCGCUCCAAGGUGGUGGGGAUGGUGGCGGUGAUGGGGAAAAAAGCAGGGGAUGAGAACGAGAGGUGUGAUGACUUGAACGGAGGAGUGAUGGGAGAGUUCGCCCAAGAUGCUGGAGAUGGAAGUUACGGUGAGAUGUCCGGCAUGGUGGUGGUGUUUCCAUGUCGCCGCAAAAACCUUGGUUCUCAGUUGAUACAGAAGGCGUUGGAUUUCUGCAAAGAGCGAGGCUACACCCGCCUCGUUCUGGACAUCAGCUCGCCACAGACGGCAGCCGUUUCCCUGUACCAAAAAUUAGGCUUCGUUCAAACAGCAUCCCACAAUAACACACAUGCUAAUCGCUGGUUCUCCAGGCUGGCCAGAAUAAAUGUGAUGCGAAUGGAGAAGUUCAUUUAAAACAAAAUGGACUUUAGACCUCGGCACUUGAUACGCCCUCGACUGUACAGCACAUUAAGAAUAUUCCAGUUAAUUUAUGCCUUUUAGUCUCAUUUAAUGCAAAAAAAAACCUUUCUGUUGUGUGAUAUCUGGUCACUCAGGUCUCCGGCUCACUAUCACGGUAGUUUGGAAAAAGAAAAGUACAUUAAAUUU